Molecule: messenger RNA, 722 nt
Organism: Olea europaea var. sylvestris
Lineage: Eukaryota; Viridiplantae; Streptophyta; Magnoliopsida; Lamiales; Oleaceae
Product: putative methyltransferase B0361.6
Exons: 3
Coding region: 422-652 (76 amino acids)
Source: RefSeq, a predicted model, not a curated record
GCCUCUUCUCAUCUCUUUCUUCCUUAAAAGAGGGGCUUUGGGUUCACUAAUCCUUUUUGCCACGCCCCUUUUCACACUUGGUUAACUGUUCAAAACUGGUUCUCUACUGUUCACCACCCAUUUGUACAUGAGACUACGCCGUUUUCCAUUACUGUUCAUUAUCCAGUUUCCUUAAGCAGAUUAACCCUUUCCUGUUCCUUUCAUUUUCGCUUUCCCUCAAAUUGCAUCUCUUGAUUAAUAUACCUGGAGCUUUCCUUAACCAUUAAGGAGAGAAAUUAAAGAAGAAAUCAAUGAUGAAGCACAGAAUGAUGUAUCCAUAGCAAAUGGAGAUUCUGACUCUUACGAGAAUCAGCCAAAAAGGAAGAAACAUAGAGAAAAAGAGAAACGAUGGGAAAACGACAUUGUAUCGCCAGAUAAUGAGAUGCCCCCCUUAAACACUGUUGUUCCUGGCUCCAUUAUCCUCAACAUUUUGUCCUGUGAACUCGCGACUCGGUUGGCUGGUCAGAUCGCUCGUGCUGCCACCAUUUUUCAAAUUGAUGAGGUGAUGGUAUUUGACAACAAGAGUAAAUCAAAGGACGAUUCAACUGAUAUGGUGGAAAAUAAUUUAGAUGAAUAUGGGACUGGAGCUGCUUUUCUUUAUUUUCAUGGGUAAGUCAUAUGGUUAAAUGUAUAAACAUAAUACUUAAAUUGUUCUUUACAUGAACAUGAUAUUUGAUCAUUAC